UAUAAAAGACUUGGUCAAAACCAGCCGCGCGCUAUUACAACAGUGUCUCAGUGAAUUUUUCCCGCCGCAUUUUUAUCAUCGAAAAAGAUGCAGACGUGGUUGUUGGUUGCGUGCGCAACAGCGCUAGCAGCUUUGGCCUCCGCACAGAAGCCUGGAAGAUUCCUAUCAUUGCCAGUUCCGUCGAAAUGCGCCAACAGACCGAAAGAGUUCUUCUACCGGGGUCACAAUUACUUCUACAGCGGACACGUUCCUGAGCUCGCUAACAGGAAAGUAGACUGGUUGGACGGACGCAACAUCUGCCGCGAGUAUUGCAUGGACCUUGUUUCUAUGGAAACUCAAGAAGAAAAUAAUCUAAUCUUCAAGCUCAUCCAGCAAAACGAUGUACCAUACAUAUGGACCUCGGGCCGUCUCUGCGACUUCAAGGGAUGUGAAUCGCGUAGAGAUCUCGAACCCAAGAACAUCUUCGGUUGGUUCUGGUCUGCUAACCGCGAAAAGAUGUCACCCACAAACCAGAUUCCCAACGGUUGGGGCUACAACCCAUGGUCACAAACCGGACACAAAAAGCAACGCCAGCCUGACAACGCCGAGUUCGACAUCAACGGAACCACCGAGUCAUGCCUCAGCAUUCUUAACAACGUUUAUAAUGACGGUAUUGCGUGGCACGACGUUGCUUGCUACCACGAGAAACCCGUGGUGUGUGAGGAUUCAGAUGAACUUCUCAACUACGUCGCGAGCACCAACCCUGGCCUCCGUCUUUGAUUUUAAUCUCAACUCCUAAUCCUAUCGCAAUUUCACUUUUAUUAACAUUAUACCGUAAAUCGAUACACGAUUUAUCCCAAAACUGUGUUUAUGGGUCCGGAGCACUAUAGCACCGCUGAUUUUUUUUAUAGAAAUGUAGUAAAUGCAAAAGUGUAAAUGGAACUAUAACCUGAGCAGAAUAGGAUAACGUCAAUGUAUCAGCACCAUAUCUUAUCACGCACAUUUCAUAUUAAUUAGGACUUGCCAUAUGCUCAACGCGUAGCGAUUUCUACACGCACUGCCCUUCCGUCGUACAAAGUUGUUGUACAGAAUAGUAUAAGUCUAAAUAAGUUAAACUAAUCGUAAGUUUAUUAUAUCUAAGGAAAGAAUUUCUAUUUGUAUAUAAAAUAAAAACAAAAAACCAAAAA
Molecule: messenger RNA, 1166 nt
Organism: Melitaea cinxia (Glanville fritillary)
Lineage: Eukaryota; Metazoa; Arthropoda; Insecta; Lepidoptera; Nymphalidae
Gene: slf
Exons: 5
Coding region: 88-759 (223 amino acids)
Source: RefSeq, a predicted model, not a curated record